Messenger RNA from Aquila chrysaetos chrysaetos, 5752 nucleotides. RefSeq names its product exonuclease 3'-5' domain containing 2 (gene EXD2). The transcript is spliced from 10 exons. Gene Ontology annotation, molecular function: 3'-5' exonuclease activity; nucleic acid binding. The coding region runs from base 1525 to 3399 and encodes 624 amino acids. The record is from RefSeq and is a predicted model, not a curated record. Gene Ontology annotation, cellular component: nucleus; cytoplasm. Lineage: Eukaryota; Metazoa; Chordata; Aves; Accipitriformes; Accipitridae. Gene Ontology annotation, biological process: nucleobase-containing compound metabolic process.
UGCAGCUUGAAACUUUCAGGCCUGUAUUUCCCCACAGGUACAGGUGAACUGGCACCAGUACCUAGGGAAGAGAGAGUUUUCGGAAGGUGAGGAAUUAGCCUGACAGUCCUGGCCGCCUUUGUGUGGAAUUGCACCUGCUGGGAAUUAGGAGUCUCCAAACAUUCAAACAAACAAACAAACAAAAAAAGGCUUCCUGACAUAAACUGUGGUAUGGCAAUGUUACUGAGUGCUGUUAGACUGCUGCUAUGUUCCAGUGACAGCUUUUCAGUAGAAAUUGAAAUUAUGUCAUUAUAGAAAGUCAGUUAAGUGCUUUGGGAUUCUUCUUGGUUAAGAUUAUAAAAAGAACAUGAAGUCCUAUAAACCAUGCUUUUUAGGUGACAACGCUAUAGCCUUACUUUUAACAUACCACAAAAGAAAAUAGCAAACUUUUUCUUCUAAUCAGAAAAAAAAAGUAAGAAAAUGUAUACAAAAUCUAGACCACUUCUUACAUUUCAACUUUUUAUAUAACUUUUUUCUAUAUGUGAUAUCAAUAGGUAUAAAUAUCAGAACUUAAUUAAAGGUAUAAUAAUAAUUUGAGAGGAAUAUCCAGACACACUCUGUUAACAGUUUUCCGUUAGAAUCAUAACAAUGUUAAUGUUGAAGUGAAAACAAAGAACAGUUAAUCUCUUCUGAAUCUGAGCUAUAUGAAGAUUUUUUUUCCAGUUAACAGUUGCUGAUGGCCAACUAUUGCUAUGUAACAGGUCUAGCAAGCCUCAGUAUAGAGAGGCAAAGACCCUGUCCAUCAUGAUUUAUGUUUAUUACCUUAAAUUCAGACACAGGUAAAUUGUACUGGUAUAAAUCAUAUUUUAUAGCUCUUUUGCUUGCAUGCCAUGAAAUUCUGUGCCGUUACAAUUAUAUCAGAUACUGUUGCUCACGUUGAAUUCCCAACAUAGGUAAUUGGCAUUACAUUUUUCUACCUAUAUUCCAUUCUCUAUAAUUUUUGUAUAGCUCGCAUCACCAUAUGAUCUGAGAUCUUCCAGAAGUGCAUUACGGAAUCAUGGAAUCGUAGAAUGGUUUGGGUUGGAAGGAACCUUAAAGAUCAUCUAGUUCCAACCCUGCUGCCAUCGGCAGGGAUACUGUCCACAAGAUCAGGUUGCUCAAAGCCCCAUCCAGUCUGGCCUUGAACAUGUGGUUUGUUUUUUCCUGUUUCCUAAGGUACUGCUCAAGUUGGAUAUCUUUGGUUUCUGUAUUGAAAUAAAUAGGUGUAGGAGCCUUUCAUCUGAAUUGCAAUGCAAUAAAAUCUCUGGUGCUUUUUGUCCAUGUUCUGGAUCCAGUCUCUAGGAAAGCUGUGUACUUACAUGGAAAAAAUAGAAAUAAAAUUAUUUCCUAAACCCCCAGUGCUAGGAUUUUCAGAAAAGAUUUAACUGAGGUUUUUUUAAAAUCACAGUAGUAAGCAGUCAGAAAGAAGGUAUCACGUUGUCAGAAUUUGAAAGAAAAAUAAUAGAAGACUGCCAAUCUGUUCUGCUAAAUGCAAUAUUCUCUCACAUGACCAUACAGGUUAAAAAAAAAAAAGUGUUGGAACCUUCUGCAGCUUGGAAUGGAAUUGAGUUAUGGGCGGUACUUAGUCAAACUGAUUGGACUUUAACAAGUUACUGUUCUGUUGGAUGUCUUAGCACACGGGGUGCUGUACUGAGACUGUUCGAAUGUCACAGACCAAACUGGAUUGAGCCUGGCCAGACAAAAUGGGCAGAAUCUCCCACCUUUUCCUGGGUAGAGAGGACCCUUGGUGCAGACAUAGUGAUAGUUUCAGAGCAGGAGGAGUGGGAUCGUGUUGAACCUUUGCUGAAGAAGGAGCUGGAGAAGUGGCCAGUACUUGGAAUUGACUGUGAGUGGGUAUCUGUGGAGGGAAAAGCAAAUCCUGUAUCCCUCCUACAGAUGGCUUCUUCCAGUGGCCUCUGCAUUCUUGUUCGGUUGCCCAGGCUAGUUUCCAGUGGACAGACUAUCCCAAAGACCCUGUUGGACAUCAUGGCAGAUAGUGCUGUGUUGAAAGUUGGGGUAGGAUGCUGGGAAGAUGCUUGCAAGUUACUUCAUGAUUAUGGUCUUCCAGUCAAAGGGAGCGUGGAUCUCCGGUAUUUAGCCAUGAGACAGCGGAAGGAUCUACUUCACAACUGCCUUAGCCUGAAAUCUUUAGCUGAAAACGUCCUGAACUGCCCACUUGACAAGUCUCCUCACGUGCGUUGCAGCAACUGGGAGGCAGAAGAACUGACACAAGAUCAGGUUCUAUAUGCUGCUAGGGAUGCCCAGAUCUCAGUGGCUCUGUUCUUCCAUUUGCUGGGAUUUACCAGCCUCCCUGCUACAUCUGAAGGUGAAAACUCUGUCGCUGCUUGGGAAAACGUGCUGGGUAAAUGCCGGGGCUUGGUGGAUAUCCCAUUUAGAGGAAGAAGGAGUGGCAGCACAGGAGAGGAGAAAAGUGGAGAGGGACGCUCCCCUCAGAAAACAAAGAAUCGGAAAUCUUCGGUGAAUGGCCAGUCCUCUGGCAGUCAGCAAGUGAGAGAUCCACGGAGGCAGAAGCGAAAGCCUCUGGGUGUGGGAUAUUCUGCACGAAAAUCUCCACUGUAUGACAACUGCUUCCUGCAUGCUCCAGAUGGACAGCCCCUGUGCACUUGUGAUCGCAAGAAGGCUCAGUGGUAUCUGGACAAGGGGAUCGGAGAGCUAGUUAGCACAGACCCAUUUGUUGUGAAGCUGCGGUUUGAGCCUUCAGGACGUCCUGAGUCUCAAGUUGAUUAUUACCUGACAGUCAAAGAGAACCUGUGUGUUGUAUGUGGCAAGCGAGAGUCCUAUAUCCGGAAGAACAUUGUUCCUCACGAAUACCGAAGACACUUCCCUAUCCAGAUGAAGGACCACAACUCCCAUGAUGUGCUCCUACUCUGCACGUCUUGCCAUGCCAUCUCCAAUUACUAUGACAACCAUCUCAAGCAGCAGCUGGCUGAGGAGUUUGGUGCUCCCAUCGGCUCUGAGGAAGGCGUGCGUCUGCUGGAGGAUCCUCUACGCAGGCAAGUGCGCUCGGGGGCCCGAGCCUUGCUGAAUGCAGACAGCCUGCCUGACCCCCGAAGGGCAGAACUUCUGCAAAGCAUCAAGGACUUCUUUAACACAGAGGUAGUCACCCCAGAGAUGCUCCAGGAAGCAGCUGGUCUGGAAACCAGGAUCUGCAAUGAGAGCUACAUGCCACAUGGACUGAAGGUGGUGCAGUGUUUUGCUAAAGGAGGCCUGCGCUCCCUUAUGCAGUUGGAGAGACGCUGGCGGCAGCAUUUCUUGGACAGCAUGCAGCCCAAGCACCUCCCAGAGCAGUGGUCAGUGGACCAUAACCACAUGAAGCUGAUCCGAAAGUAUGGGGAAGAUCUUCAGAUCGAGCUGUCGUGAAACUAACUUCCUGGACUCUAGAUAGUGUCUAAUGGAUAUAUGUAACUGAAGGUGGAAGGACUGUUUUUAUUUCUAUGUCUCCACUAACACCUGGGCCUGGGUUUGCAAACAGGCAGCAGUAGAUCUGCCAGAUUUGGCGUUUUUAUAGAGUUAAAUCUGUUGACUUGAAUUUUUAGGGGGUUUGGAAUUUUUAAUCCUAGUAUUGUCACUGCCUAGUUCAGUGCAAGAGUGAUAUGCUAAGGGAACUUGUCUUCUCAAAGUGGCUAUGGAGAGUUCUUUUCUAACCCCCAGGAUGUCUGAUGCCUCCAGACCAUCUCUUUUGACACAGAGCACAAUAUAGGAACAUUUCCAGGUUUUCCAACAAAUACAUCUGCGCCCUUGGCUGCACCUUGAGAGUCUCCUGAUAAAAGUCUCUCUUUGCUUUCCGUGCAGUUGUAUUCAUAUGAGUUCUUCUCAGAGAAGACUCCCUGCCAGACAGAGAUUCCUUGUUUGGAAGUGGCAAAGAAACCUUACGUUUCUUUUUUUGCAGAUUCUGAGCUGUAUCAGCAUUGCAGAUAGACUCAGUGAGUUUCCUGGUGGCAGGCGCCUGAUGGGAAGCAACACUCUGACUCUGGCAGUGUGGAAGGACCCGUGUCAAGUCUUUUCUUAAACAGCUUGCAGCAAUGCACAGUCUAUAAAAAAAUGUUCUUUCCUAAUUCCACUUGUUUAUCAUGAAUAGCUCUUGCGGGUACCUUUUCAUGUCAGACUGAAAGAAGCUUGGGUGUCUUAAAAGGGAUGAGAGGAAACAAAUGUCAUUUAAAGACCAGCAUCUUUUAAGAGGUCAGACCACAUGUGGCAGAAAACUGGAAAAUCUGGUGUUCUGUUCCUGGAUUUGACAUGUGUGGUGGUGAGCAGGUCAUACUCUCUCCAUGCCUGUUUCCCUGUCUCUAAAAUGGGACUAAUAAUACUUAACUAUCUCACAAGGGUGUUGUGAGGCUUAAUUAAUUCAUGUUUUUCUAAAAUGCUUUGAAAAUACAAGCUAGUGUGUGUUAAUUAUUACUGUUGUUUUUUUGAAAUGUGUUGCUGUCUUACUUUCUUAAAUAUUCAUGGGUUUUGCCUGUUGCUAGACCUUAGUGAAAUAUAACUUUUUAAAAUACAUAGCCCUUUCUGUGAAAUCACUUUUGAUGAUUUUGAUUGCAUGAUAUGAGUGUGCUUCUCCUGAAUGAUGAAGCUGUGCUCAACUUUUAUAGGUCUCUGUAAAGAAGUUUCAGUAAAACCCUUACCAUACUUCACACUACUGCAUAUAGCGCAGUUGACCCAUAUUUUAUUAUAACAUCUGGGCAGAAUCCUGGGCCUGCUGUGAUCAUGGCUGAAAAUGUCCCUUAUCAGAUAAUUCAAGAAAUUUCAGAGGCCAGGGGUGAAAAACCUGUUUGUAGCAGAGACUGUUUGAGAUAAGUAGGAGCUGUAGAGAAAUGGUACGUUAAUGCCAUCCCAGAGGAGCUGCAGUAACAGCCUGAGCACAAGGAAUCGAAGAUUCAUGAUACAUACUACUUAUCACAGAGCUGCAAAUGAGACCAUUUUCUCAUUAUAAGGGCAAUUCUAUUCGUUUCCUGUGCCACUGACAGGUCUUAACAAAAACUGAUCUAGCCAAAUGUGUUCUGUCUCUGUGCUCAUUCACACAGCUGCUUAUAAUCUCAGCAAGAAUCAGCAAGAACCUCCUGUCUACAGCAGCAGCUUGGAUGUAACUAUUUCUCUCCAAAGCAUUUUGAGCAUGUGUUCAGAUAGCACUAUCUCCUGUAUUCAGUGCCAUCUGAUCAGGGUGGCGAGAGCUCUUUGCAUGGCUCAGAAACUCCGUUUCAACAAUCAGGAGUAAAAGGUGUCCAUCUCAAUUCUUCCUUCUGCUUUGUUUUUUCUCCUUGUUCUGAUGUAGGAACUCCUGAUAAAGCUGUCCUUGUUUAGUGGAACCAAUGGUAGGACCACAGGGCUGCUGUCUUUUCUGUUUGUUGAGAUAAGAAAAUGAUGUUGAGACAAGAAUUGGACUACACGUCCUCUAAAUUUAAGGAAUCAGUGGUAUCACUGAAGAGUUUUCUGGGUUUUUUUUUCCAGAUCACUUGUUCAGAAAUAGGAAUUUGCAAGGAAAACUUCCUUUAUAAAUAUUUUCUUAACUAAGAUUCUUUGUUGUUUGUAAGAUAUCCUUAAGUUCCAUCAUUUUAAGUCAACCUGAGAGAGGAGGGGAAGUGAUAUAUUUAUUGUGCAGAAAGAGAUUAUUUUUAUAUGAUUAUGAUUUUAAAUUCUGCCAGUCUAUAGGUAAAACUUUCUUGUAUGUCGUCAUCGCUAAUUGUCACACUCAGUAAAAAUUUGCUGUUUUACCAGA